This is a messenger RNA of Toxorhynchites rutilus septentrionalis, 997 nucleotides long. RefSeq lists its product as uncharacterized. The coding region runs from base 78 to 968 and encodes 296 amino acids. Lineage: Eukaryota; Metazoa; Arthropoda; Insecta; Diptera; Culicidae. The record is from RefSeq and is a predicted model, not a curated record. The transcript has 2 exons.
CUUCAAUUCAUCAGAUCAGUGUUUCUCGGCCCGGCAUUGUAUCCGGUGUAUAGAAUACAUUUUUCUACAGCUAGAGAAUGUCCUUCAAGUGGAACGACGGGCAUAUGAUACCGUUUUUGAGGGCAUAUCGAAGGCAGGAGUGUUUGUGGAAUAACAAAAUGAGCGGAUAUACUAAACCAAUUUUGCGCGAGAAGGGCUACUCGCUUAUGGUAGAAGAAUUGAAUUUACCCCAUCUAACCGUGGCUGACAUCAAAGCGAAAAUAAAAGGCGUUCGAACCCGAUACGUAGCAGAACUUACCAAGGUUCGUAGCUCGGAAAAUACAGAUGACGUCUAUGAGCCACGGUUAUUUUGGUUCAAGGAAGCUAAUGCCUUUUUACGGAAUGUCAGCAUAUCGAAAUCAUAUUCUUCCAAGAUACCUGACUCUCCUAACGCAUGCACAAAUACAAUAGAUUUCAGGCAAGGAAUCAAAGAAGAACCGAUUUUGCCAGCUGAGAAUGGCCAAUUUUACCCAGCGAAUUUCAGAAAAUCAUACCUAAACGACACAGACGAGCAAGUCUUGAUGCCACGAAAGCGACCUGCUCCUCCAAUGAUUCACUUCCCAAAGAAGGUAAAAGACACAUCAAACGAUCAGAAAGGACUGCAGAAUGAGUUUGAUGUUUUCUGUGAUAGCUUGGCAAUUCAAUUGAAAAAAAUGCCACUAUCCAGGGCUCUUAUAUGUCAGGAAAAACUUCAACAAGUCAUGACACAAGAACGUCUGUCCCAGUUGGCAAAUACAUCGAACAGACCCAGCAGUUGUUCGUCGCCAGCAAGUUUCUUCAGCCAAGAAAGUCUGCCACCCUCCCACUACAACAACUAUUCCAACGAAACAACGAAUGAUCACGUCGAGUACGCGGAAAACGAUGACAACGAUUUCUCGCACGCAGUGAAUUCCAUCGAACUGGUUUAUAGUGAUGAUUCCAAUCAAUAAAAUAAUAUCAACAAAUUUUUAAAACUCUG